UCCAACCAAGCAAGCACAUCUCUAGGUAAGAAACAAGGUGGCCAUGGCUUCUCUGAGGUACUCAUCCACAGCCAUUCUCCUCGAUCACCAAUAUACAACCCAAACAUCACCGACUUCGACCUUUGGAUUUCCAUCAAUUACCAGUGAUAUCCGUAUCAAGUAUUUCAAGACCAAAAUAAUAAAAAAAAACUCGACAUCGCCUUCAUUGAAGCCAACCAUAACAAUGAGAUCACCGAUAUCUUAUGCUAAGUCUCACUAUAUGAUAAUGUUUUCCAUUGGCACUCCUCAAGUGCAAGUGCAUGCAACAUUUGACACUGGAAGUGACCUUUUGUGUCUCCAAUGCCGGCCUUGUUCUAAAUGUUAUAAGCAGAAGGAUCCCUUGCUUGAUCCCUCCAAAUCUACCUCCUGCAUCUUGUUUACCUUGUGAUGCCCCCGUUUGUGACAAAAUCCCAGACAAUAUCGAUGUUAAACCCACCGUCUACGUUGAAGCACCACCAGAGGCAAGCCAUCCCCUUAUCACAAGUUCAUCAACAACAUUAUUCUCGGCUUUCUCAUUAUAAAUUUGGAAUCGUGCGUACCAUUGAUUGGGAAGCAUUGCAUGUGACUGGAUUGAGGGAGGGUGUUAAUUAUCUGUUAAAUGUUGGAGCCUGGCAUCAGGUUCUCACUGUCUACGAGCCCGUUUAUCAUGAACUGACUCUUGAGUUUCUCUCCACUCUUAAGAGGCUUCAGUGUAACAAUGUCUGGGACAAAUCCCAAUCCAUUUAUUUCCAAAUCAAUGGGCAGGAUUAUCAUCUCAGUUACAUUGAGUUCGCUCUCUUCCUGGGCAUCUAUGAUCGAGAGUAUAUUUUGAUGUAAGAGUAUUGCAACUUACUUUCCUCUCAUCCAUAUGGGGAGUCCUAAGCAAUCCUCUAGAGGAUAUUGAGCAACUACAAUCAACCUUUUAAGCCAGGUGUUACUACUGCUGCAUCUCUCAGGUCGCCCGCUCUUAGAUUCAUCCACGCACUACUCAGUUGCACCAUUACUGGCCGAAAUAGAUGCACCGGCAACAUUAACCUCGCUGAGUUUAGCUACUUAUUGAGCAUGCGGGAUCAGGUGCCUCUUUCACCAUGGAUUUGUUAUUGCCAUUUCAUUCCAGCAGCAUGCCAACAACAUUCGAGCACACACGAUCUUUGUUGGCCCAUACAUUACCAAACUUGUCAAGGGGAUGGGUCUCCUAGGAUGUGUCUAUCGCAUGACUCUUGUAGGUGGCUUGAACUCCAUUUCCCUCCGUAGUCUAUAGAAGAUGGGCAUUGCUGCUUCUCAGCAACCUGUGGCUACCUAUAACUCCUAGGAAGACGAGUUAUUAUUACAAGUGGAACCCCCUGCAUUCAAUGGUUGGGGACGAGCCUACAGCGUAUUGCGGACCAUCUUGCUCCUAGUUCAACCACCCUAGGCGAUGAUCUUUCCCCCGAGAGUGACCCCUCUUGAUCAUCGAAGCGUUACUUUCUGUUCUUGUAGUUUCUUCUAUUUUUAUUUCUAGUCCUUGUAGUAAGUUAGCAAGGGGAGUCCCUUGCUAC
This is a messenger RNA of Dioscorea cayenensis subsp. rotundata (Guinea yam), 1556 nucleotides long. RefSeq lists its product as uncharacterized. The coding region runs from base 427 to 855 and encodes 142 amino acids. NCBI's taxonomy places the organism in Eukaryota, Viridiplantae, Streptophyta, Magnoliopsida, Dioscoreales, Dioscoreaceae. The record is from RefSeq and is a predicted model, not a curated record. The transcript has 2 exons.